Osmerus eperlanus (European smelt) is the source of this 10804-nucleotide messenger RNA. Its product is annotated as FRAS1-related extracellular matrix protein 2-like. Bases 117 to 8918 code for a protein of 2933 amino acids. NCBI's taxonomy places the organism in Eukaryota, Metazoa, Chordata, Actinopteri, Osmeriformes, Osmeridae. Gene Ontology annotation, molecular function: calcium ion binding. Gene Ontology annotation, cellular component: membrane. The transcript is spliced from 20 exons. Gene Ontology annotation, biological process: anatomical structure morphogenesis; cell communication; homophilic cell-cell adhesion. The record is from RefSeq and is a predicted model, not a curated record.
UCUCUCGCUCACCUGAUAUCACUUCUUCUCAGGAUUCUACCUGUAUGACAAAUAGACCAGACACUUCUCCAAUAUUUGGAUAACACCGACUUUCCUGGAUUACAUUCGGUGUCACAAUGUUUUUCUCUAGACUUUUCAUCCUGGUUGUCUCUCUAACGAGAACCGUUUCAGCACAGCUACAGGAUAGUUAUGGAUUAUCUUAUGCGCUGAGGCCAGAACUAUUGGAAGACGAAAUAUUGGUGGCUAACAACGGAAUACGAGUGCCUAUAGGAAGGUCUGUUUUCAUCGAUCCUAUCAAUGAUCUGGUUAUUCAACAGCAGCCCGGCGACCGAUGCAGCGUCACCGUUCUGGAUAAUGAUCCUUUAUCGCAGAGACCGGGACAUCUCUCUCCCAAAAAGUUUCCCUGCGAUUUCGGACCCAACGAUGUGACAUACACACACUUCGGCUCAAGGAGCCCUGCCAAGGACAGAGUGAGACUACAGCUCAGGUAUGACACCCAGGCUGAUACCGUUAUCAUCCCUUUCAUGAUGGAGGUAGAGGUCGUCUUUACGCAACUUGAAUUGUUAACAAAAAACAUGCCUCUCCAAGUUGAUAAACUCAAUGGAGUUAGUAACCCAAUAGAUAAAAAGACAUUGGAAUUUACUUAUGACAGAGACUCGCACAAAUGCCAGGUGACAUCGCUGGCUAGCGGCAGCGCGCUCCCUAGAUACGGAAGACUUAUUGACGAAAGCAAACUUGCCAAUAUGAUGGACUGUGAUGAAUUCACUGAAGCGAACAUCCGCUAUGAGCACACGUUUAAACACAAGUCUCCAAACAGGGACCAUGUUCCCAUGAUUGUCGAAUUACGUGACAAAGAAGGCAAUUUGCUCAAACAGGAAUAUUUCAAUCUGAUGGUGCGCAUUAAAGAGGGACAGGAAAACACGGCACCCAAGCCAAGCUUUGUGGCUAUGAUGAUGAUGGAGGUCAGUCAGUUUGUCAUGACAGCUCUCACCCCGGAUAUGCUAGCUGCAGAGGACACAGAGUCAGACCCAAAUGAUCUCAUAUUCAACAUCACCUCUCCUUUGUCCUACGAAGAGGGCUACAUAGUCAGCACAGAUGACAGAAACCUCCCCAUCACGUCAUUCUAUCAAAGAGACCUACGGGACCUGAAGAUAGCCUACAAGCCCCCUUCUCUUGACUCGGACACAGAGAGGAUUUUCCAGAUAGAGUUUGUGGUGGUGGACACAGAGGAUGCAGUCUCGGAUCCCUUUGCGUUCAUGAUCGUGGUGAAGCCAAUGAACACCUUGGCCCCCGUGGUCACGCGCAACACCGGCCAACUCCUCUACGAAGGCCAGUACCGCCCGCUCUUCAGCGCCCACAACCUCGAGAUUAGCGACGAGGACAACCUCGAGAGCGUCACGGUAACGGUGGUCGACGGGCUCCGCCACGGCCACCUCACCAUCCUGGGCUCCCACAGGAAGUUCUUCACGUCGGCCGACCUGGCGUCCGGGGUCGUCGUGUACCAGCACGACGGGAGCGACACCUACAGCGACAACAUCAUCUUCAGGAUGACGGACGGGAAGCAUGACGUAGAGUUCCUGUUCCCCAUCACGGUCGUUCCGACGGACGACGAACCGCCGAUCGUCAACGCCAACACCGGGCUGGUGCUGUUCAAGAACCAGAUGAUGCCCAUCUCCCCUCUCACGCUCAGCGCGGCUGACAUCGACUCUGAGGACUCGACCAUCAAGUUCACAAUCGUCCCUCCUCUGUCCACCAUUGGGGUCUUGCUACUACGACAGUCCGAUGCCCCUGAAGACCCCUCCUCGUGGAAGUUCAACGCUGUGCACGAGGUGUACGAGAAGGAGGUGACAGAGUGGCUUCAGAAAGACAUCACCGACGGCAACCUGUUUUACAGACACACAGGCCCCCAUAACACCGACACGGUGAUGGACCAGUUUGUCUUCACGGUUCAGGACGACAAUGACCCUCCUAACGUGUCGGAGAAGAGCACCUUCGUCGCCCGGAUCCUACCCAUCGACGACGUUCCACCGGUGCUGUUCCCCGGCACCACCCUGCAGAUGACGGUUCACGAGUACCAGCUCACUCAUUUUAGCAAGGACGUCCUCCGCUACACUGACCUGGACUCGGAAGACCGCGAUCUGAAGUACACCGUCGUCCUGCCUCCCACCGACACGGACGAAAACAGCCCGGUUGUGUUCGGGUCGCUGGUUCUGACGGAGAGGCCCGACACAGAGGUCACCGAGUUCACCCAGGCUCAGGUCAACCAUCACAAGAUCUCCUACAGCCCUCCCGACCUGGAGUUGGGCAUCACGGCCCACGUGGUGCAGUUCCGCUACUCCGUCGAAGACACGUCCGGGAACAGCGUGGAAGGGGCGUUCGUCGUCUUCCUGCAGCCGGUUAACAACAAGCCGCCACAGAUCACCAACACCGGCUUCACCGUGUUUGAGCGUGGCAUGCACGUGAUCUCUCGUGCAGAGAUGGACACCACUGAUCCAGACACAGACAAUAAGCAGAUAUCUUUCACUCUCAGCCAGACCCCUCUCCACGGGCACGUCCAGGUGGCCUUCGCCAACCUGCCCAAAAGAGGCGUCUUCACGUUAGAGGACAUCUCGGACGGCAACGUCGUCUACGUCCACAACGGGGACGAGGCGGCCAACGACGCGUUCCAGUUGGACAUCAGCGACGGCAUCCACGUCGUCACGGUUACCGUCAAGGUCACGGUGAAGCCGGUGGACGACGAGACGCCCACGGUCAGCUUGCCGCCCGGCACCGUGGGCUCCCACGUGGACGUCCUGGAGAACGGAGCCACGGAGAUCACGACCAGCGUCAUUCAGGGGCGCGACGAGGACACCGACGACCUGCAACUGACCUUCAUCGUGGAGGACGCGCCUUCGUCGGGGGAGAUCCUGGUCAAAGGGGUACCCGCCGGUAGGUUCACUCAGGCUGACAUCAUCAACGGAGUGGUGGUGUACGCGCACACCGGCGGAGAGAUAGGCCAGGCUUCCAAGGAGGACGGCUUCAACCUGACCCUGACAGACAUGUCUGAUGAGUGGACCGUAGGCGGGAACAAGGUCAACGGCGUCCGUGUCCAUGUCACCAUCCUCCCCGUUGACAGUCAAGCCCCUGAGGUGAUCCUUGGGAAUCAGUUCAGCGUGCUAGAGGGCGACAAAUACCCCGUAGGCCUCCAUCACUUGGAUGCUGAAGACAAGGACACGCCCAGUGAAGAUAUACUCUGCACCAUCAUCGUUCAGCCCACGUCUGGCUACUUGGAGAACAUCUCUCCAGCUCCAGGUUCAGAGAAGUCCAGGUCCGGCACAGCGAUCAGUGCCUUCACCAUCAGGGACGUCGGGGAAAGCAACAUUUAUUACGUUCAGAGUAUCCACAAAGGCGUGGAGCCACUGGAGGACAGAUUCACGUUCAGGUGUUCUGAUGGAACCAACUUCUCCGAGAAGCACUUCUUCCCAAUCGUUAUCAUUCCCACCAAUGAUGAGAAACCGGAGAUUUACAUGAGGGAGAUCGUUGUGAUGGAAGGGAUGAACAUAGUCAUCGACACUCCGAUCCUGAACGGGGGCGAUGCGGACAUCCCGUCAGAGGAGCUGACCUUCAUCAUCUCCAAACAGCCCAAACAUGGCGCCGUUCUCAACCAGCUAGCCACGGGUUCAGUCUUAGUCACCAACUUCACUUUAGAGCAGAUAAGAGAAUCCUCCAGUAUCAUCUAUGAGCACGACGACUCAGAGACCACGGAGGACAGCUUCAACGUCAUCCUCACCGAUGGGAAAUACUACGUCGAGAAAACGGCAGUUGUCAUGAUCAUCCCUGUGGAUGACGAGACCCCGAGAAUGCAGAUCAACGACGGUCUAGAGAUCGAGGUAGGGGAGACCAAGGCCAUCACCAACGACAUCUUGAAAGCCACCGAUUUAGAUUCCGAGGAUAGCACACUCGCAUACGUCAUUAGCUUUGGACCUGGUCAGGGCGUUCUGCAGAGGCAAGUAAGAGGUGAUGGUAGAACAUCACAUUCCUCGGGCCUUGGUGGAACAUCUGCACGGAACAUCACAGUGGGCAUGAACUUCACACAAGCCGAAGUGGACCAAGGUUUGAUCUUUUACAUCCACAACGGUCAGGAGGGCAUUCGUGACCUCGUCAAGUUCGACGUCACAGACGGUUUGAACCCGUUGAUCGACCGCUACUUCUACAUCACGGUGGGCAGCAUCGACAUGGUGUUCCCGGACGUAGUCAGCAAAGGCGUGUCGCUGAAAGAGGGUGGUAGAGUGACCUUGACCACUGACCUGCUCAGCACAACCGACCUCAACAGUCCAGACGAGCACCUGAUCUUCACGAUAACCAGGGCCCCCGUCAGGGGACACUUGGAGUGCACGGACACCCCAGGGAUGCCCAUCGCUUCCUUCACCCAGCUGCAGCUAGCAGGAAGCAAGGUCUACUACAUCCACACCUCGGACGAUGAGGUCAAGAUGGACAGCUUUGAGUUUGAAGUGACCGACGGCUACAACCCGGUGUUCCGCACCUUCAGGGUCUCCAUCGUGGACGUAGACAACAAGAAGCCGGUCUUGACCAUCCACCAACUGCUCGUCACUGAGGGUCAGAGUAAGCUUAUCACGCCGUUUGAGCUCACGGCUGAAGACCAGGACACGGCGGAACGGCUGCUCAAGUUCACGGUCACCCAGCUGCCGGUGCACGGGAAACUGCUCUACAACCAGUCCACGCCGGUGACCACCUUCACCAAACAGGACCUGAACGAAAACCUCAUCAGCUACAAACACGACGGCACCGAGUCUUCCGAGGACUCCUUCUCCUUCACCAUCACCGACGGCACGCACACCGACUUCUACGUGUUUCCCGACACGGUGUUCGAGACCCACCGUCCUCAAACCAUGAGGAUCACCGUGGUGGCCAUCGAUAACGGUGUCCCGCAGAUUGUGGUGAACAAGGGGGCCCCCACGUUGAAGAUCCUGUCCACUGGUCACCUCGGCUUCCCCAUCAGCUCCAAGGUGCUGAGGGCAGAGGACAGAGACAGCCGACCCAUCUCCCUGGUGUUCCACAUCACAACCGUGCCUAAGCAUGGCUACAUCGUUGACCUGGGAAGAGGGAACGACUCUGUCGACACAUUCACUCAAGCUGACGUAGACGACUUGAAGAUCUGCUACGUGCUGAGGAGCGACGAGAACGCCACGACGGACCUCUUCCACUUCUCCGUGGAAGACAGCGGGGGAAACAAGCUGAAGGAGCAGACGUUCCGCCUGGACUGGGCCUGGAUCUCCCUGGAGAAGGAGUACCUGGUGGUGGAUGAGCAGGACAAGGUCCUGGAGGUGGUACUCAGACGCAGGGGCUACCUGGGAGAGACCUCCUUCGUGGCUCCGGUCUUCUACUUCGGCGAGGCGGAGUACCGCGUGGACGAGAGUGACGGCCAGGUGGAGGUGAGGGUGUGGAGGACGGGGACCGACCUCUCCAAGCCCGCCUCCGUCACCGUGCGCUCCCGCAAGACGGAGCCCGUCUCCGCAGAGGCUGGUCUUGACUACGUGGGGAUCAGCAGUAACCUGGACUUCGCCCCGGGGGUCAGCAUGCAGACCUUCAAGGUCACCAUCUUGGACGACCUGGGCGAGCCACAGCUGGAGGGCAGCGAGGCGUUCGAGCUGGUCCUCCGCAUGCCCAUGAACGGCAUCCUGGGAGAGCCCGGGAAGGCCACGGUCUUCAUCAACGACUCCGUGUCCGACUUGCCCAAGGUGCAGUUCGGCGAGGCGCUCUACACGGGCGAGGAGAGCGACGGGCGCAUCGUAGCGACCGUCCGCCGUAGCGGCGACGUGGCCCACCAGUCGACCGUGCGCUGCUACACCCGCCAGGGCUCCGCCGAGGUCGCCCGCGACUUCAUCGAACGCCCCAACACCGACGCCUCGCUCAUCACCUUCCUACCCGGGGAGGCGGAGCAGCGGUGCGUGGUGUCGCUGGUGGACGACUCCCUCUACGAGGAGGAGGAGGAGCUGAGGCUGGUGCUGGGGGCCCCCCGGGGCCCGACACCGUACGGGGCGUCCGUCGGGGGCCUGAACGAGACCCUCGUCAAGAUCAAGGACACGGCGGACAAGUCCGUCAUCCGCUUCGCCGAGGUCAAGUUCAGCGUGAGCGAGCCCGCGCAGGCGGGCGGCGUGUCGGUGGUCCGCAUCCCCGUGCUGCGCCUGGGGGACACGUCCAAGGUGUCGCUGGUCCGGGUCCACACCAAGGACGGCUCGGCCACCUCGGGGGAAGACUACCACCCCAUAUCCCAGGAUGUGGAGUUCAAGCAGGGGGACCAGGAGCACGUGGUGGAGGUGGAGGUGCUCUUCGACGGCGUCCGGGAGAUGAGGGAGGCCUUCACCGUCCACCUGAAGCCGGACGAGCACAUGGUGGCCGAGACGCAGGCGGCCAAGGCCAUCGUGUACAUCGAGGAGGCCGACAGCGUGGCCGACGUCACCUUCCCCUCCCCGCCUCGCGUGGCGUCGCUGCUGCGCUACGACGACGCGGGGCGCUCCGCCGACGGCCUCCACCCCCCCGCCGGGUACCCCGUCAUCUGUGUCACUGCCUGUAACUCCAAGUAUCCUGACUACUCCAAGACGGGCUCCAUCUGCGCGAGCGAGCACAUCAACGACACGCUGACGCGCUACCGCUGGCUCGUCAGCGCCCCCGCCGGCCCCGACGGCGUCACCAGCCCCAUGAGAGAGGUGGACUUCGACACCUUCUUCUCCUCCUCCAAGAUGAUCACCCUGGACUCGGUGUACUUCCAGGCGGGCUCCCGGGUCCAGUGCGCCGCCCGGGCCGUCAACGCCGACGGGAACGAGGGCCUGGAGCUCAGCAGCCCCAUAGCCACCGUUAGCCUGGAGGAAGGGAUGUGCCAACCUCGGAAGGCGGGCACGGUCGGAGCCGAGCCCUUCUCUGCCAAGCUGCGCUACACAGGCGCUGACGACUCCCCGCACUCCAACCUCAUCAAGCUCACCGUCACCAUGCCACACAUUGACGGCAUGCUGCCCGUCAUCUCCACCCGUCCACUCUCCAACUUCGACCUGACCCUCAGCCCGGACGGCACGCGCGUGGGCAACCACCGCUGCUCCAACCUCCUGGACUACAACGAGGUCACCACAGGCCACGGCUUCAUCACGGCAGCCACACGCAACCCCGACAGCGUGGGCGACGCCUCGCCCUACCAGCACAGCGCCCCCUUGAGGGGCAACAGCACGCUGCGCUUCUACAGGAACCUGAACCUGGAGGCCUGCCUGUGGGAGUUCACCAGCUACUACGACAUGUCCGAGCUGCUCACGGACUGUGGAGGCACCAUCGGCACGGACGGACAGGUGCUGAACCUGGUCCAGUCGUACGUGACGCUGCGCGUGCCGCUACACGUGUCGUACGUGUUCCACUCCCCAGUGGGCGCCGGGGGCUGGCAGCACUUCGACCUGCAGUCGGAGCUCCGCCUCACGUUCGUCUACGACACGGCCAUCCUCUGGAGGGACGGCAUCGGUAGCCCGCCUCAAGCUGAGCUGCAGGGUGCCCUGUACCCGACCAGCAUGCGGAUUAACGAGCAAGGCCGCCUGGUGGUCAACUUCCGUACCAAGGCUCGCUUCAGGGGCAUGUUCGUGGAGGCCCACUCUGGAGGCAGGGUCAAGAAGACUGCGUCCUCGAUGGCGUCCAUGGUGAUGUGCGCCGAACACCCGGGGUUGACCUUCAACCUGAGCCUGGUGAGGAGCGAGCCGACCUACAACCAGCCGGUCCAGCAGUGGACCUUCACCUCGGACUUUGCCGUGAGGGACUACUCAGGGACGUACACGGUGAAGCUGAUCCCCUGCACCACGGCCCAGAGCGUGGAGUACGCCCUGCCCCCUGUCUGCAGCCCCAGGGAGCCUGUGACCUUUGACCUGGACAUACGCUUCCAGCAGGUGAGUGACCCCGUAGCGGUGGAGUUCAGUCUGAACACACAGAUGCUCCUGCUCUCUAAGAAGAGCCUGUGGCUGUCGGACGGCUCUAUGGGCUUCGGUCAGGAGAGCGACGUGGCCUUCUCAGAAGGGGAUACCAUCUAUGGCCGUGUGCUUGUCGACCCCGUGCAAAACCUGGGAGACUCGUUCUUCUGCAACAUCGAGAAGGUGUACCUCUGCACCGGCGCGGAUGGAUACGUGCCAAAGUACAACCCGACCAAGUUUGAGUUUGGCUGCCUGGCAGAUUCGCCCUCUCUUCUCUACCGGUUUAAGAUUAUCGACAAGUCCCAGCCGGAGACCCAGGCGCAGGUGUUUGGGGACGUUGGAUUUAACGCUCGGCUGGCGGUGGACGACCCCUCCGCCCUCUCCCUGGCCAGGCAGCCGGGGUCGGACGGAUUCAGACUGGACUCCACCCCCAUGUUCCAGGUUGCCGCGGGGCGAGAGUGGUACAUCCACACCAUCUACACGGUGCGCUCCAAGGACAACGCCAACCGCGGCAUCGGCAAGAGGAGCCUGGAGUACCACUCCAUGGUUUCCGCCGGCAACCACCUCGCCGAGGCCAAAGGUCACAGGCGCCCGAGGUCGGCCGGCGAGGACACCCCCGAAGCGGCGGAGGACAUCGGGGCGGACAACAACCGCGGCACCAACAUCAUGCACAUCGCCCUGGACCGUACCAAGAGGCGGGCGGGGGGGGAGGGCGAGCUGUUCGCCGACGGGCUGGAACCACGCGAGCUGAACGCGGGGGCGGCCGGGGAGGGGAUGGUGACGGUGGUGGGGGCGCUGGUGGGCAUGCUGCUCACCUUCCUCCUCGUCCUCAUCCUCGGGCUGGUGCUGAGGUCCAGACAGAAGGGCGGAGGGAAAGAGGGGCGGAGGGAGGAGAGGAAGGGGGCGGUGAGGGGGUCGACCAGCACCGAGCCCAUGCUGGUGGCCCGGAUGGCGGACUGCAGCGACAGCUCCGAAGUCUGAACGCCGGACGGGGACGAGCGACGAUGAUGGAUAGAUGGACUAAUGAAAACAAAAAAGAAAUAAACAUAGUCAGAGGGGUAUGAUAGGACUUAGGAUUUUGUAACGUUUUUUGCAUUAUGUUUUUCUACACUGGUAUUAGACUACCUUUCAACACCAAAACCUUCGACCGCAACAUUUCUAGUGAGAGGAUCUAGGUGUGUUGUGUGUAAUAAGUGUGUUUUGGGUGGGGGGAUUGUCCUGGUCCAUGUAACUGAAAACACAUACAUUUACACCUUCUCCGGCCGUCACCAACAUACUGUAGUCCAGAUGGGCUGCCAUCAGUGUUGUCCGUAUGAUUUUGUACCCUUUUCUUUGAUUUCAUAAGUGCCUGAAGCUAUUCCACAUAGAUUGGCCUCAAACAAUCAUCAAAUCAUAGUGUCAAAUUAUACAGACCACAACAAAGUAUGAAUAGUACAUAUGGGCAGUUUAUUAAAGUGGAGGGAAAGAGAAAGAUUUACAGAAGGAAGGAAGUCGGAGGGAAUGAAAGUGAGGGGAAAAGUGGAUGUGAGGAGGUGUAGAAGAGAGAGUCACUGAGCAGAAGGGGACAUUUCAAUGCAACAUCAGGUCGUCACUAAGGAUACGCCUACUAGAGAUGGGUACGGCACAGGGGUAGAGCAUUGGACCUGCAGAUCAAGAGGUGCAAACCACCCUGCAACGACCCCUGCUGAAUUGAAACAUGAUUAUAGAUAUCCCUUUUUCUCAGUUGCUGUUGCAGCCGGUCAUUUAGAUGGUUUUGUAUUUGUGAACGACUACUGUUUUGGUGUUUACAGCACUGUGUGAACAACUGUCUGCCGAGUUCUGUGCCAUUGUAGCCGUGUUAUGUCCACUGCCUGUCUCUGUUGGUUGUCAUAGUAAUUAUACACUGGAUAUUUGAACACUGGAGAUGAUGUAGACCAACUACCAUGGAGCCCGUUGGAGAGACGAUGUGGAGAAAGACCUUCGCCUCAGGAGUCCGACGACACCUACAGGCUCAUGGACUCGUUCUGUAACUCACACACUAUUUCUUGUUUUUUAGAUUCACCAAUUUUUGUUAUUCUUUUUUUUAUUUCGAGAACAUAAGACGUAGAGAAUUAACUCUGAACUGUAUGUGUAGCGCCACCUGUUGAUGUACGCUAUGGAGCCUGUUGGAUGUUCACUCGUACUACUGUGAACAUUUACGUAUAUUGCAAUUAAUCCAAAUGUAACUAUUUUGUCACUGUUCUACUGCAUAUGUUGAUUGUUACAUGGUAUUUAUCAAUUUUUAUAUAUUCGUAUUGGUAUGAUUGGUGUGAUUGUUAGAGGGCAUCUACAACUGAGUGGGAAACGUGCAACCAAUGAUGUCAGAAAACCAAACUUAUUAUUACAGAUCCACUCUUGAAAUAUGAUAAUAUUAUGCUGUUGACAUAAAAAUGAUGUUUAAUUUGAUUGGUUGCCAAAACCAAAGCCAUUAGAAGUGGCUAAUAACAAUCAGUAAAAUAGAUUUCUCAGUAUUCUACUACGGAUCCUCUCAAGAAUGGUUCAUUGUGAUUCUGAAUUGUAAAACUGUCCUGGCAAAUCACUUUUCAUGGCUUAAUGACCACUGGAUUUAUGAUUAGAUUACUUUUGAAUGACCUACAGUCUAUUCUUAUGACUAGUCUGUUUCUCUGACACACAACUGAACCAAAUGCACUUUUUGAUAAGAGACCAGUAUCCUUCACAUGUCCAAAGCUAUGCAAUGUAGCCUGAUCUAUAAUUGUAGGCCUGCAAGGAAUGAUUAUCCAAGGCAGUGAAUAUUCCUGGUUAUUUCUAGUGCUUAUGACAGUUUCAGCACCCCACAAUGUAAACUUUUUAUGAAUGGGUUUGUAUAUGUAUUUAUGAAUAAAUAUGUG